Cylindrotheca closterium is the source of this 1299-nucleotide messenger RNA. NCBI's taxonomy places the organism in Eukaryota, Bacillariophyta, Bacillariophyceae, Bacillariales, Bacillariaceae. The record is from the annotation of a GenBank genome assembly.
AUGGAAUACACUCAGUCGAAAUCAAACUUCCGAAAUAUCUUGUUCACUUUCCUUGUCAUUUCCCUGAUAUUACAAGAAUGCGCCAUUGAUGCCCACCCUUUCAUUGCGAAAGUCCAACAGAGUCCAAUUGGAGUUGGAACAAGUGCUGCCUUUCGAAAAUAUGGCAGUCGCCGGUCCUUUCGUUCCUCUUCCAUUCGCACCUCCGAUGGCGAAACGCCACGUGCACAAUCCGCCGACCUAGCGUCACGAAACGAAGUCAAACCUUUUGAUCUUAAAACAGCUCAUAGAAUAGAUACCAGAUCUGAUCAAGGGGACAGUGAACCGAGCGAGCUGGAGGCACUUCUGUCUUCGAACAACGUCAUUCCAGCGGCAAGUAAGAAGGGAAUGGCAACUCGUCCACUUUUAUUUUGGGAGAAUAUGGUCUGUGGCGCUAUCUCUAGAAGCAUUGCUCAAACGACCAUGCAUCCUGCAAACACCAUGAAAACAAUAAUGCAAUCAUCACGGGGAGCCGACAAGGUUACGUUCACACAGCUGUUCAAACCCUCAAUGUUCAAAACCCUUUCCCGCGGAGCUGGUGCCACUUUGGCACUAUCCAUCCCACAUGGGGCUGUCAACUUCGCCGUAUUGGAGUUGGUAAGAGCUCAAAUGGGAAAGUUUGUCGAAAGCGUUCCGGCACUCAAAUCUCGAGCAGAAAAAAUAGGGCCUGGUUUGGAUUUCGUGUCAUCGGCUGUAUCCACCAUUUGCUGCUCGGUUGUUUCCACACCGCAAAUGAUGAUCACUGACAAUAUUAUGGCCGGAAACUAUCCUGCCCUGGGGUCAGCCUGCGUGGGACUCUAUCAAAAACGAGGAAUCAUGGGAUUCUAUUCUGGGUGGUGGCCUGGUCUAGCCGGAAAAAUCCCAAGCUAUGCGUUGACAUGGACAUUCUUUCAGCAAAUCAAAAAUUUCCGAGACGCAAUUUCCGACCGUAAAGCCACAAACUACGAAAAUUCAAUGAUGGGAUGCUUGGCAAGUGCAGCUACUGUUUGCAUCAUGAUGCCAAUGGAUACCAUCAAGACUCGACUCGUGACGCAAUCGAAUGCGGCGGUGAUGAGUGCUGUACCAUACAAGGGCAUCAUUGAUUGUGCAGUCCGGAUUGCGAACGAAGAAGGAAUCAAAACAUUCUACCGUGGGCUUUCGCCCAGAUUAUUGGGUGUAGUUCCAAUGAUUGGAAUUCAAUUUGGUGUGUAUGAGGCCAUGAAAAAUCUCAUGCUCCAAAAAAAUGCAGAACCAGGUGUUCCUCUGACCGCAACAACGAUGUGA